AAUUCUUCAUGCAAGACCAUGCAAUACGCAAUAAAACUUGCCCAGAAGCAUGCGCGUUUGAGAAACAGCUGAUUCAUUUUGGCAAUUCACUUGCAAUUGCAGGUUAGCGGUCGCGCGCGAUUUUUAUUGCACUUGCACGUGAUAUUUUGGGGGAAAGUAUUGACAACACCAGGUUCUAGAAUUCCCAAACGUUGAAACUAGACUUUGUUAUUAUUGUUUUUCGGUUAAUUGGAGGUUAAAAAUGAGUUGCAAAGGUGGCGGUUUUGAUUGGCCUAGGGAGGCAACCACGUUCCUUAUUUCGUUGUACGAAAGUUAUCCGUGCCUCUACUUGCCUACUCUACCAGAGUACCACAAUCGCAAUGUGAGGUUAAAAGCGUUGCAGGAAAUUACAACCGAAUUCAAUGAUAAAAAGUUAACGGCGCUGAAGACUGAGGAUAUAAAAAAGAAGAUACAUGGUAUUAGAACACAAUUUAUGACUGAAUUAUCCAAAAUUAAAAAAAGUGAGGUAUCGGGAGCAUCGGUAGAUGAUGUUUAUAUACCGAAUCUGUGGUGUUUUGAGCAGCUGCACUUCUUGCAGCAAGGAACAGCUGUAAUAGCCAAAUGAGAGUCAAAUAUGUCUCAAAAAAGCACAGAGAACACGCAACAGGAACAAAAUGAAGACGUCGAAUGUGUGUAUGAUGGUGAUGUUGCUGGUGUAAGCGAGUUAGACCUAGAAGUUUUCUCUCCAACAUCGAUUGAAUCAACAUCUAGGUCUAGAACUCCGUCCAGAGGAGAAAGCCGCACCCCCUUGACGAUUGAAGGACGAAUCGGAACAAAAAGAAAGAGACACAGAGAAACAGGAGACAAAGAGACGGAUAAUAAAGGUAUAACGGAAACCAAAACCCUUCUCAACACUGCAGUUAAUGCUAUGCAGGAAUUUGUUGGGCCUGGAGUGCAGGAGCUUCGGCAGUCAAAAAAACAUACUGUUUUUGGAGAAUUUAUUGCGGAUGAAAUGGAAAGCCUUAAAGAUCAGGACAUAAUAGAUGACUUGAAGCAAAACAUUUUGCACAGUAUCUUUGCUGCAAAAAGGCAAGAUCGGGCACAACUGCUAUGAUAUAUAAUUUAGUUUAUUAUAAUGAAAACUUUUCAUGUAUAGUUUUGGGAACAU
Photinus pyralis (common eastern firefly) is the source of this 1147-nucleotide messenger RNA. RefSeq lists its product as uncharacterized. The record is from RefSeq and is a predicted model, not a curated record. The transcript is spliced from 4 exons. Bases 614 to 1093 code for a protein of 159 amino acids. NCBI's taxonomy places the organism in Eukaryota, Metazoa, Arthropoda, Insecta, Coleoptera, Lampyridae.